Messenger RNA from Ictidomys tridecemlineatus (thirteen-lined ground squirrel), 2183 nucleotides. RefSeq names its product hydroxycarboxylic acid receptor 2. Gene Ontology annotation, biological process: G protein-coupled receptor signaling pathway. Gene Ontology annotation, molecular function: nicotinic acid receptor activity. The record is from RefSeq and is a predicted model, not a curated record. Lineage: Eukaryota; Metazoa; Chordata; Mammalia; Rodentia; Sciuridae. Gene Ontology annotation, cellular component: plasma membrane.
CUGAACCACACGUUCACCACACACUUCUUCCUUGAGCAUUCGCUAGGUGAGGCGCUCUGGAGCGGACAGACCCGAUCCACCCAUGAACCGGCAGCACUCGCAGAACCAUUCUCUGAUGAUAAACAACAAGAGCUGCUGUGUGUUCCGGGACGACUUCAUUGCCAAUGUGCUGCCACCGGUGCUGGGGCUGGAGUUUGUGUUUGGACUCCUGGGCAAUGGCCUUGCUCUGUGGAUAUUCUGCUUCCACCUUAAGUCCUGGAAAUCCAGCCGGAUCUUCCUGUUCAACUUGGCCGUGGCUGACUUUCUCCUCAUCAUUUGCCUGCCGUUCCUGACAGACAACUAUGUGAGGAAGUGGGAUUGGAAGUUUGGGGACAUCCCUUGCCGGCUGAUGCUCUUCAUGUUGGCCAUGAACCGCCAGGGCAGCAUCAUCUUCCUCACGGUGGUGGCCGUGGACAGGUAUUUCCGGGUGGUCCAUCCUCACCACUCUCUGAACAAGAUCUCCAAUCGGACAGCGGCCAUCAUCUCCUGCUUUUUGUGGGGUGUCACCAUCGGCCUGACGGUUCACCUCCUCUACAAAAACAUGUUGACCAAGAAUGGGACCGCGAAUCUGUGCAGCAGUUUUAGCAUCUGCAAAACCUUCCGGUGGCACGAUGCCAUGUUCUUCUUGGAGUUCUUCUUACCCCUGGGCAUCAUCUUGUUCUGCUCUGCCAAAAUCAUCUGGAGCCUGCGGCAGAGACAACUGGACAAGCAUGCCAAGAUCAAGAGAGCCAUCAACUUCAUCCUGGUGGUGGCCAUUGUCUUCAUCAUCUGCUUCCUGCCCAGCGUGGCCGUGCGCAUCCGCAUCUUCUGGCUCUUGUACACCUCGGGGACGCAGGACUGUGAAGUGUACCGCUCAGUUGACUUGGCCUUUUUCAUCACCCUCAGCUUCACCUACAUGAACAGCAUGCUGGAUCCACUUGUGUACUACUUCUCCAGCCCAUCCUUUCCCAACUUUUUCUCCAUGUUGAUCAACCGCUGCCUCCGGAAGAAGACAUCUGAUAAGCCAGAUAAUAACCGCAGCACCAGCUUGGAGCUCACGCAGGACAUGAGUACUACCAGGAGUGUCCCGAACGCCUUAAUGGCUGACCCCAGUGAACCAUAGAGCCCCUCUUCUCUGGCCCCAUCCUCUCGUUAAAUAACCUCACCAAGAGGUGAGGUUGUCACCAAGAACCAGGAUCUCUGGAGAAACAGUUUGGAUGUUGCACACUAGACCUGGCCUCAAGUUCCAUGGAACUUCCAAAUUCUGAGAAUCAGAUUUAGAGAAAUGGCACGGCAGAGCCAGAGGCUCGGUUGCAAGGUGCGAUCACAGAAAUCUCGAGGAACGGAACGGAGAGUAAAGGCACCUGAAACUUCUGCUUCAUCUCCAUACUUCAUCUCCAUACUUAGAGAAAUGGCACGGCAGAGCCGGAGGCCCGGUUGCAAGGUGCGAUCACAGAAAUCUCGAGGAACGGAUAGUAAAGGCACUUGAAACUUCUACUUCAUCUCCAAACUUCUGCUUCAUCUUCAUACUCCAUACAAUGGCUGAUUGUCCAUUUUCUAUUGCACUGGGAUGAAGCCAGGAAGCUGCCCAUCGGUACUUGUGACUCGUUGGCUUCUUACCUUCCCUAGACUGAGACUUGGGUGACCCUCAGCUCCUAGUGCACUAUCUAGCCUCUUCGUGAACUUCAGAGAGAUAAGAAAAGUCAAGAGAUUGGAGGGGAGUUAUGUUGCUCCUGGAGGGGACUCAGGCAUGGCUAAGCAAGCCAGCAGGUCACCUGAGUUCCAUGGGCACAUUCACCUUUCAGCCAUGUUUUAGCAGAAAUGGGCUAGGUGAAGAGAUUCUUAAGCUUUGGUUAAUAUCUGAGUUUCCAGAGGUGGUCAGAAAGGGAUUAUCCCCAGGAGGGACUGAGCUGAACAGUGUUCUGAGGGAUAAGGAAUGGCAUUUGUGCCACAACCAGUAACUAAUCCAUUCUUCUCUCAUUUACACUAAUUUGAAGAUCAAGCAGUUAAAAGACUUCAGGGAAGAGAACUGCUUCCCACCUGUUUGCUUCUGUCAUAAAAGGGAAAUAUGUGGCUGCCCCGUGGUCAGGAGGGAAGAAUCCUCCUGGUUUGUUUGCUUGUGUUUCUGUACUUAUAAUAAUAUCUACCAUUUUAAUAAAUUUUGA